Messenger RNA from Ylistrum balloti, 534 nucleotides. RefSeq lists its product as uncharacterized. The coding region runs from base 1 to 534 and encodes 177 amino acids. The record is from RefSeq and is a predicted model, not a curated record. Lineage: Eukaryota; Metazoa; Mollusca; Bivalvia; Pectinida; Pectinidae. The transcript has a single exon.
AUGAAAAUAUUCCUGUCUGAGAUAGGACCUAAAUUUGUAAAAGGAAAGAGUAAUGAAAAUAUUCCUGAGAUAGGACCCAAAUUUGUAAAAGGAAGGAGUAAUGAAAAUAUUCCUGAGAUAGGACCCAAAUUUGUAAAAGGAAGGAGUAAUGAAAAUAUUCCUGAGAUAGGACCCAAAUUUGUAAAAGGAAGGAGUAAUGAAAAUAUUCCUGAGAUAGGACCCAAAUUUGUAAAAGGAAAGAGUAAUGAAAAUAUUCCUGAAAUAGGACCUAAAUUUGUAAAAGGAAGGAGUAAUGAAAAUAUUCCUGAGAUAGGACCCAAAUUUGUAAAAGGAAAGAGUAAUGAAAAUAUUCCUGAGAUAGGACCCAAAUUUGUAAAAGGAAGGAGUAAUGAAAAUAUUCCUGAUAGGACCCUAAAAGGAAGGAGUAAGAAAAUAUUAGGACCCAAAUUUGUAAAAGGAAGGAGUAAUGAAAAUAUUCCUGAGAUAGGACCCAAAUUUGUAAAAGGAAGGAGUAAUGAAAAUAUUCCUGUCUGA